Molecule: messenger RNA, 8606 nt
Organism: Oryctolagus cuniculus (rabbit)
Lineage: Eukaryota; Metazoa; Chordata; Mammalia; Lagomorpha; Leporidae
Source: RefSeq, a predicted model, not a curated record
ACUUAAAAAAUAAUUUGGACCUUGAGCUGGGCGAGCGCUGUGGGCCGAGCAGGGGCUGCAGGGCAGUGGGAGUGCAGACUGAAACAAUGCAGGCCACCGGGUCGCUACUCAUUUCUCCGGCUAUGGUCCGCUGUUGUACCAGGGGCCUACUCAGGUCUGUGUCUGCCUCCUUCCUGAGCAGGCCAGAGGACUUGCCUAAACAGCCUCCCUGCAGUAGCUCCCCACUCCAGGUCGCCCGGCGGGAAUUCCAGACCAGCAUUGUCUCCUGGGACAUCUACACGGCGGCCAAGUUCAUCGGUGCUGGGGCCGCCACAGUCGGCGUGGCUGGCUCAGGAGCUGGCAUCGGCACAGUGUUUGGCAGCUUGAUCAUUGGCUACGCCAGGAACCCGUCUCUCAAGCAGCAACUCUUCUCCUAUGCCAUUCUGGGUUUCGCGCUGUCCAAGGCCAUGGGGCUCUUCUGUUUGAUGUUCGCCUUCCUCAUCCUCUUCGCCAUGUGAGGCUCCGUGGGAGUUGCUCACCUGUUCCUGCUGGUUGGACUCCAUGCCGAUCCUGGUGCUGGAGUGCGCUGAACUUUACCAUUAAACGACGUUUCUCUACACCCAAAAAAAAAUAAUAAUAAUAAUAAUUUGAGGGUUCUGUGCUGUGAUAUACCAGCUAAAGCUGCCGCCAGCAGCACUGGCAUCCCAUUUGGGUGCCAGUUCAAGUCCUGGCUGCCCUAGUUAUUUUUUAUUUAUUUUUUUAAUUUUUUGUUUGUGUGUGUGUGUGUGUGUGUGAUUUAUUUAUUUAUUUGAAAGGCAGAGUUGCAGAAAGGCAGAGGCAGAGAGAAAGGUCCUCUAUCCACUGGUUCACUCCCCAAAUGACUGUAGCGGCUGGAACUGAGCCAAUCCAAAGCCAGGAGCCAGGAGCUUCUUCUGGGUCUCCCACACAUGUGCAGGGUCCCAAGCACUUGGACCAUCUUCUGCUGCUUUCCCAGGCCAUAGCGGAGAGCUGGAUUAGAAGUGGAGCAGCUGGGACUCGAACUGGCACCCUUGGUUGCUGGCACUGUGGGUGGCAGCUUUUCGCACUACGCCACAGCACUGGCCAUCCCAAGUGUCAUUUAACCGCUGCAACAAACAUCCACCCAGAUAAUAACAUUCUUGAUCUGAUGACACAAAUAAUAAAUGUCCGGAAAUUUUUUAAAGUAUUAUGGGGGUGGGCACUGUGGCACAGUGGGUUAAGACAUUACUUGGGAUGCCUACAUCCCAUAUCCGAGUGCCAAUUGAAUCCCAAUUACUCUACUGCUGAUCCAGCUUCCAGGAAGACAACAGAGAAUGGCUCAAGUACUUGGGUCUGUACCACCCACAUGUGAGAUCUGGAUAGAGUCUGGGCUCUUCGUUUCAGCAUGGCCGAUUGUUGAGGGCAUUUGGGGAGUGAACCAGCAGAUGAAAGAUCUACCUAUGAUCUCUCUUCCUCUUCCUCUUCCUCUCCCUCUUUGACUCUAUCUCUAUCUCUAUCUUUCUCUGUCAUUUGGCUUUUAAAAUAAAAUAAAUCUUAAAAAAAAAUUACCAAGAAAUAAAUGCAAUAAGUACUAUUGUGAUUUUCCUUCCGUGUGUACAUGUAUGUUUACUCCUCCCAUGUUUGUGUUUAUUUUUGUUAUAAAAUUGCAUACACAAAUUUUUCCUACUGUUUAAACACAUUAUAUUAUGAGAACUAUAUUCCAUGUUACUUGUCUCUUGAGAACAUAUUUAAUGCUGAAAAUAAUUCAACAAAUCUGUCCAUCAAAAUUUAUUAACUUUUAAAUUAUUUUUGGACUUGUAGGCUGUCCAUCAGUCAGUAUCCUUCAGAAAAACAAAAUAGUAGUAAUGUAUAUAUGCAUACAUAAAGGGAGAUACAGUUCAGAAAUUGGUUCAUCCAAUUGUGAGACUGGCAAACCCAAAAUCUGUAGGGUAGUUUGGAAAUUCUCUAGCAAGAGCUGAUAUUGUGGGGCUGGCACUGUGGCAUAGCAGGUAAAGCUGCCACCUACAGUGCGGGCUCCCAUAUGGCUGUCCCACUUCUGAUCCAGCUCUCUGCUAUGGCCUGGGAAAGCAGUGGAAGAUGGUCCAAGUCCUUGGGCCCCUGCACCCAUAUGGGAGACCUGGAAGAAGUUCCUGGCUCCUGGCUUCAGAUUGGCUCAACUCUGGCCAUUGCAGCCAUUUGGGGAAUGAACCAGUGGAUGGAAGACUUCUCUCUCCCUCUCUCUGCCUCUGCCUUUCUAAUAAAUAAAUCAUUUUUUAAAAGUUGUUAUUGCAUUUUUAAAAGAUCUAUUUAUUUGAAAGAGUUACAGAGAUGAAGAGACAGAAAGAGGGAAAUCUUCCAUCAGCUGCUCUGCUCCCCAGAUGGCUGCAGUUGCUAGGUCUGAGCCAGGCUGAAGCUAGGAGCCAGGAGCUGCAUCCGGGACAUCCACAUGGGUGGCAGGGACCCAAACACCUGGGCCACCUCCCACUGCCUUUCCCAGGCUAUUUGCAAGGAGCUGGAUCAGUAGCAGAGCAACCAGGACAUGAACUGGUGCCCAUUUGGGAUGCCAGCAUCGCCAUGGCAGCUCUACCCACUAUGCCACAACACCGGCCCCCUGACAUCUUAAGACCGAAUUUCUUCUUUCUCAGGAAAACCUAUUUUCCUUUUAAGGUCUUUCAUUUGAUGGGAUAAGCCCCAGUUACAUGAUCGAGGAUAAUUUCCUUCAUGGAAUAUUUCUCACCUCUACAAAGUUCCUUCACAACAACACCUACAUAAGCAUUUGAUUAAAUAACUAGCACUACUAUAUAAGCAAACCAAUACAUGAAACUGAUCAUCCCAGACCAUCCCUUAGAACUUGGCAUCUAUACAUAUCUUCUUAAACUUUACUUAAUCUCCAAGUGAGGAAAAUAAGAAAAUUGUACUUAACACACAGUACGAUAUAAGUAGCCUUAUUUUUUUUAGAUUUAUUUAUUUAUUUGAAAGUCAGAGUUACAGAGGAAGAGAGAGAGAGAGAGAGAAAGAGAAGUCUUCCAUGUAGGGAGCAACUCGGACUAGACUAAGUUACUGGAAUUAAGACUUAUUCUAUGCAUCUGCUUUCCCACAAUAUGGCGCUGAGAAGGGAAACAGCUUCUAUACAGCUGCCUCCAGUUCAACCAAUAAACUGUAGGACUUGCUCCUGAUUGGAGGAGAGCAGCGUACUCGGCGUGUGGGUAGCAGAGUUGGGAUUGGCGGAAGAGGACUAUAAAGGAGGAGAGAGACAACAUGCACCAGGAACAUCUAGGGGAACAUCUAUUUGAAGGAACACCUGUGCAGCCCCCGAGAGAGCCGGCCGGCGGUGUGCCGCUCCCCCGCGGAAGUGGGGAAAGUGGCCAGGGGGAAUCGCCCUUCCACGGAGGUGGAAGGGAUGGUAGCCAACCCGGGAAGAACCAGCAGCAAACCCGGGGAGGGCCGAGCAGACAGAAGAACACCGCAGGGUCCUGUGUCGUUCCCCCACAAAGACGGGGAGCGACAUAAUGGUGCCGUGACUCGGAUAUGAAGCCUAGGCAGGGUUUAGUGUCGUUCCUCCAUGAAGAGGGGGAGUGACAUAAUGGGGCCGUGACUCGGACAGGAAACCUAGGAGUGAAGAAACGGGAAGAAGUGGAAAAUACCGGAGAGAGAGACUAGCAAAGAGCCUAGGGGAAAGCCGGACGGAAAAGGUGCCGGAAGAAGCUAUCGAAAGCCUAGGCAUAGACUCGGAUAUGGACUGUGGGAAAGAAGUUAGGAUUUAAAGUGAAAGCAAGAAGAAACUUAGACUUAGAUAUGGACUGCAGGUUGAAAGUGAAAGUGAAACCUAGAAGAAACUUAGACUCGGAUGCGGACUAUGGCAGGGAAGCUAGGAGAUUGAAAGCGAAAGUGAAAGCUAGAACAAACAGACUUGGAUACGGACUGUGGGGAGAAGCCAGGAGAAAUGAGGGAGGAAUAUUGUUGGAAGAAAACUUAGGGAAACAUACCGGGUAGAGAAAAAUGUUAGGGAAAUUGAAGCUGCGGGGGCAGGCCGAGGCGGAAACGUAAGCCAGCUUGGAAUUCUUUAAGUCAGCCCGGGGAGCAAAAGGCGAAAAGUUAAACCAGAGGCGGAAACGUGGGCCAGGUUGGAAUCCGUCAGAUUAGCCCGGGGAGCAAAAGACGGGAAGCCAAACCAUAAGGCGGAAACGUAAGCUAUAGGUUGAAUUCCCCAGGUUAGCCCGGGGAACUUCGAUUGAAUGCUAGUGGCGGAAACGUAAGCUACGCUGUGUGAUUCGCGGAAGCCGCCGCGUGCAGAGAGAGCAGGGAGCGUGAAUAGAUAGGGAACGCGGGGCUGGCGCAAGGCCGUGGUGCGGGCGCAAAGGGCGUGGAGACCACGGAGUGUGCGCGCGAAGCCAAGCCGCGCAGAGCCGGGAAGCCGCGCAGAUGAGAGAAACAGAAGUUUAGAAGUAAAAUGAGAGAAAUAGGAAUGCUGGUAGAUAGAAAUAAAAUAGGAGAAAUAGGAAUGCCCGGAGAUAGAGAAAUAGAGAAAAAUAAGGCCUCCCCACAACACGCACGGCAAUGAGAAGGCUUGGAUUCGGUCUGCCUGAUUAGUAAGGCGAUAAGCACCAGCAGGCAGCUCGACCAGAGUAUGAGCUGCAGGUCACCGAAGAUAGGCACGAACCAACACCAAUAAGUCUCCCCACAAGACGGCAAUGAGAGGGCUUGGAUUCGGUUUGCCUGAUAGGGCUUGUAAGCACCUGCAGGCAGUUCUAGCAGAGCAGAGCAUGCGCUGCAGGGCACCAAACACAGGCACGCAUCAGCGCCUAGAAACCUCCUCACAACAUGGCGAAGAGAGGACCCGGAUUUGGUUUGCCUGAUUGGUAGGCUUGUAAGCACCUGUGGGCAACUCUAGCGAACAGAGCAGAGUGUGUGCCGCGGGGCACCGAAGACAGGCGCGUAUCAACGCCAAAAAUAAAAAGAAAGGGGGAUCUGUGGGGAGCAACUCGGACUAGACUAAGUUACUGGAAUUAAGACUUAUUCUAUGCAUCUGCUUUCCCACAAUAUGGCGCUGAGAAGGGAAACAGCUUCUAUACAGCUGCCUCCAGUUCAACCAAUAAACUGUAGGACUUGCUCCUGAUUGGAGGAGAGCAGCGUACUCGGCGUGUGGGUAGCAGAGUUGGGAUUGGUGGAAGAGGACUAUAAAGGAGGAGAGAGACAACAUGCACCAGGAACAUCUAGGGGAACAUCUAUUUGAAGGAACACCUGUGCAGCCCCCGAGAGAGCCGGCCGGCGGUGUGCCGCUCCCCCGUGGAAGUGGGGAAAGUGGCCAGGGGGAACCGCCCUUCCACGGAGGUGGAAGGGAUGGUAGCCAACCCGGGAAGAACCAGCAGCAAACCCGGGGAGGGCCGAGCAGACAGAACAACGCAGGGUCUUGUGUCGUUCCUCCACGAAGACGGGGAGCGACACUUCCAUCUGCUGGUUCGCUCUCCAACGGCCAGAGCUGCACCAAUCCGACGCCAGGAGCCAGGAGCUUUUUCUGGGUCUCCCACAUGGGUGCAGGGGCCCAAGCACUUGGGCUGUCUUCUGCUUUCCUGGUCAAUAGCAGAGAGCUAGUGGUUAGAGAAGUAGAGCAGCUGGGACUCGAACCAGCAUCCAUAUGGGAUGCUGGCACUGCAGGCAGUGGCUUUACCCGCUAUGUCACAGCGCCAGCCCUGAUAUAAAUAUCCUGAGAUCACAAAAUUCUUAGAAUAUUUGUGAUAUCCUAUAAUUUCAAUACUGUGAUAUAAAUUUAACUGGUAUUAAUAUAUUUUAUGUUGUAUGAUAAGCAGAUAAGAGUGUGAAGAAAACAGACAUUUGAUAUAUACACCUAUUCAUAAAUAAAGAAGGAAUAUUAAUAAUAUAUCCUAUUUCUCAUCUCUGCAACUGGUCAAGUGGUCGUAGCUGAUAGUUCCUUUCUCUACCCAUUCCAUAUUUCCUUUGCAGUCAGCAAGCAGCUCAAUUGGUCAUGGCUCUUAGCCUGAUAGAGUGAGCUAACAUUUUCUUCCUGGAGAUAAGUAUUCCUGUCGGGAUUGGGUUGUUGUGGUUUUCUAUUGACUUUAUUCACAGGGCUUGGUACACUGAGUGAAACCCGAUGGGAUCUCCUGUAUUCUAGACGUACUCUUUCUUAUCUGUGUUGUACAGUCAGCAAAGCAGCCCAGUUUGCCCUGAGUAAUCAGGAGCAAUCACCUGAGCCAGUACAAUGACUCCUCCUAUGCUUGUUGAUUCAGAGGCAUGAGGAGCCCAAAGUAGACAUGUGACAGUCUUAACUUCCAGCUCAAUGGGAUCAUUGUCAUCUCACUAAUGAAAGCAUUCUUCCCUAUGGAAUUAAACUUCUAGCAGACAGAACAGAAGGUCAUGGGAAGAAGAAGCAAACAUUUUUCUAGUGGCUCAUUAGGAGUGUCAUUCUCAUUUCCACCCCUUGAUUCCUGGACCUGUUCAUUCUUGCUGUUGGAGAAAUAGCGCCAUAUACUGAAAGCUGGUUUGGAGCACAUACAGCCUCCUGGGGAAAUCCGUGCACAUCUCUGAGUUCAAGGGAUAAAUUUACAGAAUUGUGAGUGCUAAGUCAGUGGAUAUAAGCUUUUUUUUUUUUCUUAAGCAACAGCAAAGUUUCUCUCUCUCUCUUUUUAAAGAUUGAUUUAUUUGAAAGGCAGAGUUACAGAGAGAGAAAGAGACAGAGACAGAGAGAUCCAUUCACUGCUUCACUCUCCAAAUGACCACAGUGGUUGGAGCUGGGUGGAUCCGAAGCCAGGAGCUUCCUCAAGGUCUCCCACAUGGGUGCAGGGGCCCAAGUACUUGGGCCAUCAUCUACUGCUUUCCCAGGCACAUUAGCAGGGAGCUGGAUCAGAAGUGGAGCAGCUGGGACUCGAACCGGCACCCAUAUGGGAUGCUGGUGCUGUAGGCGCUAUGCCACAACACCAGCCCCAUGGAUACAAGCAUUUUUAAAGUGCUUGGUAGCUUAUGCUCAACUGCCCUCCAGGAAGGUUGUGUCAGCAGCAUGAACACUGUCUAUCUCAACACACUGGUAUCAAUACUGCUACUGAAUAUUGUCAUUGUCAGCUACUUUGGAUAAACUUUGCCCAGAAAAGCUUCCUGUUGAGGAAGUGAAUCAGAUGUCUUACAGCCACCAUGUGCCAGGUUUUCUUAGGCAUUGUACAUUGAUAGGAAGCAACUGAGAAGAAAAACCAAGUACUGACUAGGAGGUUAUUGCAGUCAUGAUGAAAGAGGCUUUCAAAGAGGUUACUUCAUCAUUUACUUAUCAUCAUCCCUCCAUCCUCACUAGAAUAGACCGUGCUGAGGCUGACAUUGUAGUGCGGCAGGUGAAGUUGUCACUUGCAAUGCCAGCAUCCCGCCUGGGUGCUGGUUCAUGUCCGAGCUGCUCCAUUUUCAAUCCAGCUCCCUGCUAAUGGCUUGGGAAAAGCAGUAGAAGAUGGCUCAAGUAUUUGGGACCCUGUCACCCACAUGGGAGACCUGGAAGAAGCUCCAGGCUCCUAGCUUCAGCCUGGCCCAGCCCUGGCAGUUGCAGCCAUUUGGGGAAUGAACCAGCAGAUGGAAGAUUCUCUUUCUCUGUGUGUGUGUGUGUGUGUGUGUGUGUGCACGCGCGCGUGUGUGCGUGUCCCUUUCUGACUUUCUAAUAAGUAAACAAAUCUUAAAAAAAAAAAAAUUGACAGUACCCAAUCUGUUUGCUCUUGGCUAAUUUAAAAAGUAUACAAAAACUAGCUUUGUGAUUGAAAAUUCUCAUUUGACAGAGAAAAGAACCAGUUUGUGAUGAACUGGCAGUUCAUGUUCACAUAGAAGUGUAGAAUGGAGUAAAAUAUUGGAACAGUCCAGUGAAUGAACAGAGUACUGGAAUUGAGAUAAGGACCAUUUCUGUGUAUUUACCUAGUUGAUAAGGUAGUUUAAGUUUUAUUUAUUUGAAAGGCAGAGUGGCCGGCGCCGUGGCUCAAUAGGCUAAUCCUCCGCCUUGCGGCGCCGGCACACCGGGUUCUAGUCCCGGUCGGGGCGCCGGAUUCUGUCCCGGUUGCCCCUCUUCCAGGCCAGCUCUCUGCUGUGGCCAGGGAAUGCAGUGGAGGAUGGCCCAGGUGCUUGGGCCCUGCACCCCAUGGGAGACCAGGAUAAGUACCUGGCUCCUGCCAUCGGAUCAGCGUGGUGCACCGGCCGCAGCACGGCAGCUGCGGCGGCCAUUGGAGGGUGAACCAACGGCAAAGGAAGACCUUUCUCUCUGUCUCUCUCUCUCACUGUCCACUCUGCCUGUCAAAAAUUAAACAGAAAAAAAAAAAAACAGAAAGGCAGAGUGACAGAGAACCAUAUACACACAGAUAUCGUCCAUUUGCAUAUCUGCAGGUUCAUUUCCCAAAUUCCCACAACAGCCAAGGCUGGGCCUGGCCAAACCCAGGAGCCCAGAACUCUAUCUGGAUCUCCAACAUGGGUGGCAGGGACUCAAGCACUUGAGCUGUCACCUGCUGCCCCCUGGGGUGUACAUUAGCAGCAAGGAGGAUCAGAAGCAGAGGAGCUGGGAGUCAACCUAGACACUCCAAAAUGGGAUGCAAGUGUUCCAAGUCACUACCCAGCUUGCCUUGUGUCAAGUGCCCUCCCUGAUUAGAUCAUUCUUAAAA